AUGCAGGUCAAGGUAGACCCCAGUCUUUCGGUCACCAAACGCAGCGACAUCUAUCCUGCCAUAGAUCCUGCGUCUGCCUUCGCCAAUAAGACUUUUGCGGGAAAGACGGUGCUCAUCACCGGGGCUUCCAGGGGCAUCGGUCAGAGUACCGCUGUCUUCUUCGCCAAAGCUGGUGCAGCCGUGGCGCUCACCGCGCGUUCGAGCCUUGAUGAGACCGUCGCGCUUAUUGAGAAAGAGGCGCCGGGCGCACAGGUUGCAACAUUCACUGCGGAUGUCAAGGAUGUCCAGCGUGCGGACGAGGUUGUGGCGCAAGUUGUUGAGCAGUUCGGCGACCUGCACGUCCUGGUCGCGAACGCCGGCGCAGCCACUCCUCUUGGACAACUCAUGGGCGAUAUAGACCCCAAGGUCUGGUGGAACGUUUUCGAGACGAAUAUAUAUGGCGUGUAUUCUUACGUCCGGCCUUCGCUGAAGCAUCUUGCGAAGACAUCCGGCCACGUCCUCAUCGUUACGAGCGCGGCUGCUCACAUGCGUCUCGCGACGACUUCAGACUAUAUCAUGAGCAAGCAAUCGUUGAUCCGCAUGGCGGAGCUCAUAACGCUCGAGUACCCUAGUAUCAAGGCAAUGACCUAUCACCCAGGAGGAGUCUGGACUGCGAUGUCGGCUGCUAGUGGUCUGUCACAGGACUUCAUGCAGGACAAGGUCGAGCUUGCUGCGGGCACGGCGCUCGCCCUUGCCUCGGGACGCUUCGACUGGCUCAGCUCACGCUAUGUUGAUGCAACGUGGGAUCUAGAGGAGGUUGAGAAGUUGAAGGAUGCGAUCCUGGGGAAGGACGCACUGGUCUGUAAAUUGGCUCUGCCUUGA
Messenger RNA from Peniophora sp. CBMAI 1063, 861 nucleotides. NCBI's taxonomy places the organism in Eukaryota, Fungi, Basidiomycota, Agaricomycetes, Russulales, Peniophoraceae. The record is from the annotation of a GenBank genome assembly.